Molecule: messenger RNA, 2139 nt
Organism: Exaiptasia diaphana
Lineage: Eukaryota; Metazoa; Cnidaria; Anthozoa; Actiniaria; Aiptasiidae
Product: LIM/homeobox protein Awh
Exons: 6
Coding region: 269-1039 (256 amino acids)
Biological process (GO): neuron differentiation; regulation of transcription by RNA polymerase II
Cellular component (GO): nucleus
Molecular function (GO): DNA-binding transcription factor activity, RNA polymerase II-specific; RNA polymerase II transcription regulatory region sequence-specific DNA binding
Source: RefSeq, a predicted model, not a curated record
GAAAUUCCACUUUGAGUCUAUUGGGGGUUUGCCGACGUGCUAAGGUCGGGUCUAGCGACCGUCUGUUUUAGGCAGAAUGCAGGUGUAAAAAGCGCUUGGCGGGGUAUUUUUGUAUUUCGUCGUUUUUGUUAUUUUUGUCAGUACACUAGGAUAACUUCUGGCCUGAGCCUUACUCUGCUCAUUCCGUCUCAAGCGCUUUUGGUGUUGACACAUUAACGUUUGUGUAAAUCUUAAAUAUCAGUUCCAUUGCUGUACAGUAGUCAUUAAGAUGACAACUCCUCACGAAGACAAGGCUCUUUCAAGUCCUUCACUUAACUCCGUCGACCACGUUUCGACCCAGGGCGAGAGAUGUGUGGGAUGCGAAGCGCGUAUUAUCGACCGCUAUUUGGUCAAAGUGAGCGGCAGAGCAUGGCACACGAAGUGUUUACGCUGUUGCGUUUGUGGAGACGAGUUAGGCAAAGAAGCAACAUGCUACACCAAGGACAAUAAGAUUUAUUGCAAGACCGACUACGCCAGACAAUUUGGGACAAAAUGCGCACGAUGCGGCCGGAGCAUACAUGCRAACGACUGGGUUCGAMGGGCRAGAAACUGCGUMUACCAUCUGGCGUGUUUCGCGUGCGACAACUGCAAAAGACAACUCUCAACUGGCGAGGAAUUUGCUCUUAAAGAUGACAGCGUUCUCUGCAAGCUGCAUUACCUUGAAACACUAGAUAGCUCGCCUUCGGAUCGCGAUUAUCAGGAAGUUUUCUCUCCUGAUCUGGACAGCGAGGAUUCCCCAUCAAGUACAAGCAGAUCCGGCCGGCACAAGGCUAAACGCGUACGCACAACAUUUACAGAAGAACAGCUCCAAAUUCUACAAGCAAACUUUAAUAUCGAUUCAAAUCCCGACGGCCAAGACCUCGAGAGGAUCGCACAGCUUACUGGUCUAAGUAAACGAGUAACUCAAGUUUGGUUUCAAAACUCGAGAGCUCGACAGAAGAAAUACGGUACACCGCUCUACAGUCCGAGCCAGAGGGCUUCUGCUACAGUUACUUAUUAAUGACUCAACUGAAAACUCGUUUAGUUUUGUUUCAAUUCGCGCGGGGAAAACCGAGUUCUCGUGACGUCACAUCAAUUCACGCGGGAAGACUGGGUAUUGUUAUGACGUCACAAUGUUGAUGACGUCACAUGAGCACGUGGUCCGAGCAGUGUGACUACAAAGUCGUUAGAGAAUUUAUAAGAAAAGGUUAAACACAAGGCCUUCUUUAUAUACAUAUAUGAUAAAUAUAUUAUGGAGAUAUGUUAAAUUGAUGAUAACUCCUAUUUAUGUGAUACACAAAAUUAACGAGAAUUACGGAGGAAGCAUAAUUUUUUGGUUAUCUUGGCCCUCAAUUUUGAAGUCAGGCUAAUUUCCAGACGUGUUAUGAUUAAAAGUGCUCGAUUUUAUGGUGCUAAGAGAAGCUGUCACGACUUGGGGUCUGUAAUCCGCGAUUGAUUUGUGGUACUCGAAUUCGCGAUAUAUUUAUUACCAUUAGCUUUUGUUGUACAAAUUUAGAAAGAAAUACCCUUCAUAAACUAUCAAUGGAGCUUUUCAUAUUUCUUUGCUUUGAGUUAUUACUUUGGGGUAUAUUCUAUAGUUCGCAGUKUAUUUUCAGUUUUCAUUUGGUUAAUUUUYCUUUCCCAUUUGUAAGGUUGACCAGUUUUGUUAUAUUUAGAACGCUAUGUUCGAUGGCGAGAUUUAUUUUGAAGAAAAUGYUUUUUUUCGUUUCUUCUUAUUUCAAUAUUCGGUCAUUCAUGAGUCCGUGGAAUUGUACUAUUUCUUUUGAAAACGUAUUCAGAAAUGAAUAAAGCAAUUUGUGWAAUCUCUUGAAUGAAGAAUCAAAAUUCUGUGCAKRUUUGUCGUUCUUGUGAUGUCCAAGAUGCAGUGCAUUCUAGGAGCUAUUGCGUCACAGGACUAAAUUCGUAUGUUAGUAAAAUCUACCUUAUUUAUGGUAUAAUAUAUUAGCAAAGUAUAAUGAAAAUAAAAGACUAACCUAGAUURAUAUUAAUAGUAGUAAAGCAAGCUUAACUUGAUAUAAAUUAAUAUUGAUAUAUUGACUGGAGUACGUUAUAUAUAUAUAUUGUAAAUAUAGGGAAAUAAAGCUGCUAAUGUUCACUGCC